Molecule: messenger RNA, 1111 nt
Organism: Anguilla rostrata (American eel)
Lineage: Eukaryota; Metazoa; Chordata; Actinopteri; Anguilliformes; Anguillidae
Gene: trappc5
Product: trafficking protein particle complex subunit 5
Exons: 3
Coding region: 70-723 (217 amino acids)
Biological process (GO): endoplasmic reticulum to Golgi vesicle-mediated transport
Cellular component (GO): TRAPPII protein complex; TRAPPIII protein complex; TRAPPI protein complex
Source: RefSeq, a predicted model, not a curated record
UUCAUAUGGUCCGGAUGUGUCGAUAGUAUUAAAUAUUGACUGCUGCAUGAACUUCUACUGCGCAUCCACAUGCUGUACUGUGACGCAGCGCACGUGACCCGGAACAGGAAAUCGGCGUGUUUACUUCAGAACUGCGCGAUUCCAGAAAGCCAGAGAAUGGACACCCGCUUUACGAGGGGGAAAUCGGCGAUCCUGGAGCGCUCGUUAACCCGGCCGAAGACCGAGGUCAGCGUGAGCGCCUUCGCCCUGCUCUUCUCCGAGAUGGUGCAGUACUGCCAGAGCCGCGUUUACUCGGUGUCCGAGCUGCAGGCGCGCCUCGCGGACCUCGGCCAGGGCGUGGGAGCGAGCCUGCUGGACGUCCUGGUGCUGCGCGAGAAGAACGGGAAGAGGGAGACGAAGGUUCUCAACAUACUGCUCUUCAUCAAGGUGUCGGUGUGGAAGGCGCUGUUCGGGAAGGAGGCCGACAAGCUGGAGCAGGCCAACGACGACGACAAGACCUACUACAUCAUCGAGAAGGAGCCGCUGAUCAACGCCUUCAUCUCGGUGCCGAAGGAGAACAGCACGCUGAACUGCGCCGCCUUCACCGCCGGCAUCGUGGAGGCCGUGCUCACCCACAGCGGCUUCCCCGCCAAGGUCACCGCCCACUGGCACAAGGGCACCACCCUCAUGAUCAAGUUCGACGAGGCGGUCAUCGCCCGCGACAAGGCCCUGGACGGCCGGUGAAGGAGGCGGGGCUAUGUGGGGGUGGGGUGGGGGGGCGGAGCCUUGCAGGUCUUGGGUGGGCAGGGCUUACUGAGUCGGUGUGCUGUUCUUCACUCUAUGGUUUUGUUUGUUUGUUUGUUCGUUUUUUUUAACAAAUGCAGCACAGUUUCACCAACCUGUCUGCAUAGCUUAGCCUGUUCAGUGCUGGCCCACCGUAUCAGCCAAUCCAUAUACUUUAAAUGCCAGUGAAUCUGUGUGUGACUGAUCCUUAAAAAAAAAUCUUCUGUGUGACUCUGAUUAGUCGAGUGGCAUCAUGUGACAAAUGUGGGCCAAUUGCAGGUGAGCGUACCUUGUGAUCAGAGAAAAAUCGCCUACCUCUUCAGCCUCUUGGGCUGGUAAAAAAAAAUAA